Messenger RNA from Trichoderma gamsii, 699 nucleotides. RefSeq lists its product as hypothetical. Lineage: Eukaryota; Fungi; Ascomycota; Sordariomycetes; Hypocreales; Hypocreaceae. The coding region runs from base 1 to 699 and encodes 232 amino acids. The transcript has 2 exons. The record is from RefSeq and is a predicted model, not a curated record.
AUGCUCAUUCUAAAGUCUCUGACGAGGAAUUUGUUGCUCAACAGCAGUGUUGUGACGAAUCGAGCACGAAUCAUUGCUGCAACACCAAAGCAGCAGGCUUUUUAUAUAUCCCACUCAGCGAUUCAGAGAAACGCCUUCACCAUGGCUACAGCAGGAGAAGCGCCAAAAGACACAAAGGAGCCAUGUCCGGUCAAGGAAGAGCUUCCAAAGCUCUCUGACCAUGAGUUUAGGAUAUACAACCGUCUUGCUGAUAAGAUGAACUGGUUUCACAACAACUUCCGCCAAUCAUGGAACGUCCUCUGGCAGGCCUGCACCACUGGCCGCCGCCCCCAAGGCAUGUCCCUCAAGCAGCUCUUCCAGAUCGGCACCGAAUUCGCCGAGCACCUCACCGUGCACCACCGCAUCGAGGAGACGUACUUCUUCCCCAUGCUGGCCAAGCGGAUGCCCGAGUUUGACCCCAAGAACGGCGACCUGGUCAAGCAGCACGCGCAGAUCCACGAGGGGCUGGAGGGCUUUGAGGAGUACAUUGACCAAAGCAAGCGCGGCGAGAGGGACUUUGAGCUGAGCGUGUUGAAGGAGAAGAUGGAGAGCUGGGGAGGCGUGCUGUGGGCGCAUUUGGACGAUGAGGUGCGGUCGUUGGGGGCGGAGAAUAUGAGGAAGUUUUGGACGUUGCAGGAGAUCCAGCGGUUUAACAUGUAG